CGCUUUUACAUCAAUGCGAGUGCCACAGAUCCUGGGGAUUCCCCUUUGUUUUUCGAACCAAGGAGGUAAUCUCUACAAUUGGUUAUUGCUGCUGAGAUUUGCAACGUAUUAUCAUGCUUCGGGUCGCGGGUUCAACUUUAAAUCAGUCCUUGCGAGUAGCAAGACGUACAUUUUCCACAACUUCCGUCAAAGCUUCCGAUUUACUGGUCGACCAACCUGAGUUUGAAUGGUUGAAAGAGUUGGGUUUAAAAUCCGACAAUGAAGGCGUUUUCGAUGGCACGUGGAGAAAAGGAAAAGGACCUGUUGUGACUUCUCUCUGUCCGACAAAUAACCUUCCAAUCGCAAGAGUUUCUACUGGAAAUGUAGAUGAUUACUCAAGUGUGAUUAGGAAUUGUCGUGAAGCAUGGAAGGUGUGGGCGGAUGUACCUGCUCCUCACAGAGGAGAAAUUGUGCGACAGAUCGGUCAUGCUUUGAGAGAGAAAAAGAUUUUGUUGGGAAACUUGGAAGCAUUAGAGGUUGGAAAGAUAGCUGUUGAAGGAGCAGGUGAAGUCCAGGAAUUUAUUGAUAUUUGUGAUUAUGCUGUUGGGCUGUCUCGUAUGUUGCCUGGACAAGUGUUCCCAUCAGAACGUCCAGGUCAUGCGUUAAUAGAAAAUUGGAAUCCAGUUGGUGUGGUUGGUAUUAUCACUGCUUUCAAUUUCCCAGUAGCAGUGUAUGGUUGGAACACAGCUAUUGCAUUAACAUGUGGCAACUCUGUUAUAUGGAAACCUGCUCCCACCGUUAACCUUUCAACAAUCGCAACUCAAAGGAUUAUGGAACAAGUUUUAGUUGAAAACGAUCUUCCUCCUGCUGUGUGCUCUCUCAUCUGCUCUGGAUCGGAUGUUGGGGAGAAGAUGUCCCACGAUCCCCGCAUCGAUCUUCUUUCAUUCACAGGAAGCACGGCUGUUGGGAGGAAAGUGGGAGUAGCGGUCCAGGAGAGAUUCGGACGGAAGAUUCUAGAACUUGGAGGAAAUAAUGCCAUCAUAGUAUUAGAGGAUGCUGAUCUGGACAUGGUAACAGUUGGUUCAUUGUUUGCAAGCGUUGGUACACAAGGUCAGAGAUGCACAAGUGCUCGUAGAUUGAUUCUGCACGAAUCAGUUUAUGAUUCCGUGCUUAAUAAACUGAAGAAAGCGUAUGGCCAAGUAAGGAUUGGUAACCCUCUGCAUGAUGGAGUGUUGUAUGGUCCAAUGCAUAAUCAGGCAGGUGUGGAUCUUUUUCAAGCAACGGUAGAAAAAGCAAAGAAAUUUGGUGGAACAAUAGAGUAUGGUGGGAAUGUGAUGGACGGCCCUGGGAACUUUGUUGAGCCGACAAUUGUCACAGGGCUCACCCAUGACUGCCCCCUAGUGCUUGAAGAGUCGUUUGUUCCCGUUUUAUACGUCUUGAAGUUGGAAGGUGAUCUCGAUAGCGCUAUCCAGUGGAACAAUGAAGUCGAUCAAGGUCUCACAAGCAGCGUGUUCACUCAAAGCUUGUCAAAUAUUUUUAAAUGGAUUGGACCAAAAGGUUCUGACUGUGGAAUUGUCAAUGUAAACAUUCCAACCAGUGGAGCGGAAAUAGGCGGUGCGUUUGGUGGUGAAAAGCACACUGGUGGCGGUAGAGAGUCUGGUUCUGAUGCAUGGAAACAAUAUAUGCGACGAUCGACAUGCACAAUCAACUACAGCAAAGAUCUCCCCUUGUCUCAAGGAAUCAAGUUUGACUGAUCAAAUGUUAAAAACAUGAAAUAUUUUUUCUGUGCCUUGUUUUUUUUUAUAAAUCAGUUUAAACUAUCAUGCCCAGGUUGUAAACAACACACAGUACACAAGUUGCCAAUAUAACUAUUGCUAAAGUAUCAUGUUUUUAAAUUAAAUCGUAUUGUAGAUAUUGCCUAUUAUGCAAAAUUAAGUUUUAGCGAGGCUGUCAGAAAAUGUGUUGACCCAGGUGUUUUUUUCUUAGAUCAGAAUAAAUAGCCUUCUUUUAUUUGGCUUACACAGCAAGCAUGUCUAGCAUUGCAACUUCAAACAAU
Molecule: messenger RNA, 2035 nt
Organism: Ciona intestinalis (vase tunicate)
Lineage: Eukaryota; Metazoa; Chordata; Ascidiacea; Phlebobranchia; Cionidae
Source: RefSeq, a predicted model, not a curated record